Messenger RNA from Symbiodinium pilosum, 2158 nucleotides. NCBI's taxonomy places the organism in Eukaryota, Dinophyceae, Suessiales, Symbiodiniaceae. The record is from the annotation of a GenBank genome assembly.
GAACUUUUUUCCGCACACGCUGCCCUUUAUCCUCGAGAAAGCAGGUGAGCUUCCGGAUCAUUUUACAGACAAGCCGGAGCUCAAGAAACUGGUGCAGGGAAGUGCGGACUACCUGGCAAUGCCCCGUGGCCUGGUGCUGAGUAUCAUGGCGCAGAUGUUCCUCUGCCUCAUACCGGAUGGGGACCGGGACAUGCCCUCAUGCAGCUUCUUGAACCUCCUGUUCCCGCGACAGCCUUUCCGACAGGAAGUUGCAAAGUUACGCAUGUUCGUCCACUACUUCGAGCGUUGCAGGCUGGAUCCCCCCAAGGGUGAGCUUCGGAUUUGGCGUCAGGUCCGUGAUGGCAAGCCAUCGACAUCAGCCUGGAAGGCUUCGAGCCAGCCGCUCCUGCCUAUGCAAGUUGCAGAUCAGGGGAUAGGGCUGGAGGACGAAAGCGGCCGUGGUUGCCUUCACGCGGACUUUGCAAACAGGUACCUGGGUGGUGGCGUCUUGGUGGGCGGCUGUGUGCAGGAGGAGAUCAGAUUCUCCAUUUGCCCAGAGCUUUGUGCCGCCAUGCUGGUCUGCCCGUACAUGCUGGACCAUGAGGCCAUCACAAUUGUCGGCGGCGAGCAAUUCUCCGGCUACAGCGGCUACGGCCGAUCCCUGGAGUACGCCGGCGACUUCCGCGAUCCCACGCCACGGGACGAGGAUGGCACAGUGCUUGUGGCCAUAACCGCCAUGGAUGCUAUCGACUUCAGGGGCAAGGCAGCUCCAUUGCGGCAGCAGCUUGAGGACAACCUUCUCCUGCGCGAGUUGGAGAAGGCGGCUGUGGCCUUUGCCCCAACAGAUAAGGCAGCCCUGGACCGCUGGCCCGUCAUCGCCACGGGCAACUGGGGCUGUGGGGCAUUUGGAGGUUGUGUGGAGCUGAAAGCCAUCCUCCAGUGGCUUGCAGCAUCCGAAGGCUCAAGGAGGCUGCUGUACUUCCCCUACGAUGUUCCGCUGGGCCCACAACUGGACCAGCUUGCGUCGGAUCUGACAAAAAGAGGCUUCAAGGAGUAUGCAAGUGCUGGAGGGCCGGUCAUAGAUGGAGUCGCCUUCUACGACGCGGCAAAGGCCAAGGCUGCGACGACCGCCUGUGCCCAGCUCACCACCCGCUUGGAGGUGGAGUGGGUCAAUUUUCGGCAGCCUGAGGGCUCAGGGCCCGGUGCGUUAGAGCCUAGAGAGGAGUUCUUCUCUGCUCCUUUUCAGAAAACUUUAGCCCUGGUCGAUGAGCAGAAGAAGGAAGAGUUUGUGCGGGGCAUCGAAAAGAACCUUUACAAGUUCGAUCCCAAGACGCAACAGUUCCCAUUGGGCUGUCUCUGUGCACUUCUGCAGCAUGGCAAGGAUUCGCCCACAACACAGGAGAAGGUGCAGGCCUGGCUGGACUACUUGCUGGAUCGGCUCGUGGGCGCCUCGGCCUCGAUCGCACGCGCCACUGCAGCCGAGGUGGCGGAGGAGUGCUUAUCGGUGCCUUUUCAGCGGCUGAUCCCUUUGAUGAAGCCAGUAAUGCGCGAGACCCUGGCAGAUUCCCUCGGAGAGCAUGCGCUUCCUCACAUGGAAGAGGCCCAGCAGAAGCAACUCCUCGAGGGCCUCGGAGCUGAGACCAAGUCACCUGUGUUGGUGGAGCGUAUCGAAGCGAUCAUGGCCACAUGCACAGAGGAGCUCAAUCUGUGGCUGGCUCGUGCGCCGUGCUUUCCUAGCACUCCGCUGGCUCUGGCAGAUGCGCUUGCAAGAGCCGAGCACCCUCUGCUGCGCUUCUUCACCUUUGCCCGUCAGCCGGAAAAGAAGGAGGCGUUCUUGAUGGCCGUGGCGUUGUGCAUGCAAAGCCUGAAGACGCGUCUGAGGUGGAUGGGUUCAGCAGAGCCUGUUCUGGAGCGGCUGAGCCAUGACCUGCAGCAGCGGUUAUUCUACGUGAAGAACCAAGGUGCGGUCAUGGAGCGGGGCGCUGAGGGGACUGGCCCUUACACUGCAGACCCUACAGUGCUAGCUGAGGGCUCAACAAAUGCCACGCGGAGCCCGCAGCUCUUGGAGCUUUGCGAGCGGCACAGAGCACCUGUGACACCGUCACGUGGCCAAGCCUUGAACCUGAGAUCUCAGGUUACCUUCCAAGCACAGAAGAGAAAAGCGGGGUUCGGGCAGUGA